UUUCUGCAAGGACGUUUGUUAAAACUCAAAAUUGAGUCAAUACAGUUUACAGUCAAAACCUUUCAGUUUACUUUUUGAAGCUUCUGUCAAAUUGACUCGACUUCCCAGGGUUCAAUACAACAGGAAUGGACAAUAAAUGAAGAGAACGCUUUGAUAUUUCCUGUUUGCUCGUAGUAUUAUUAUCUUUUAUACAGUUAGGUUAAAUUAAAGUUUAUGCGUGACUUAAUAUUGGAUAUAGCAGAUAAAUUGAUUGCUGCUAUUAACUUCCCUCCUUUCUACACAUGCGCUAAAAUGACAUAAAUUAUCUGAAAAGUUAUUGCAUCCAUCUAGAAUUCUAGUGUACAGAGCAUUUCCACUUAGGGGUCAACAGCCAUAAACAUUUGUUGGAAUAAGAUUGUGUUUAGUAUAGAGUUCAACUCAAACAGGACUGGUUUAGGACACCAACGUGGUCGCAGUUCCGUUCCUUUCGUACAUCAAUAUGGCUGCUGUGACGUCAUGUGAAAACGUUCUAUUUUUUAUGGAUUGCUGAUAUCUUCUUUGGUUAGGAAGGUUUCUUGAGGGAGGAGAGGGACAGAAUAUGUCACAUUCGCCUGCCUGCUAUGACAAUCUGAAAGCACCCCCACCCCCACUCCCCUCAAAAAAUCGCCGGCCAAGAGUGGAAUUACAAAAAUGCCAGGCAUUUUGAGAAACGAAAAACAACAUUAUAUUAGUCCGUAUAUUAAUAAAAUGUUCUUAAACGAUAGAAGUGUUUAUUCAUAACAUCCUUCUGUUGACUCGUUGUUGUAACUCUGACCUAACUCUGUGAACAUCUCAUAUUUAAUCACUACAUUCCUGGAUGGAUUGUCUGUUUUUCCUUUCUUUUUUUUACUUCCAAUUGUUUAAUUUUCUCUCAUUCAAUGAGGUUCAAGUCGUCAUUGUCAGAAAUGUGCCGAGUCUGCUCUGGUCUGAAAUAGCUGGAUAUUAAUUUUUUAGGCCAAAUUAAGAUGAAGAAAUUGUCUUUCGGAGUCAUUUGGUUUGGUUUGUUGUGUAGUUUCUGGUUGCCCAGCGUUCAAGGAGCAGGAGAGUACAUCAUAAACGAGGAAUAUGAUGCCAUCCUUGUAAGGUGUGCCAUUGCAUUCCUUGUGUUGGCAAUAAUCUUCUUGAUUCUCUUGAUUAUAACGUCAGUGUGUGUCUACAGAAGAAUCGACGAAGACAGGACGCUACAGAAGACAUACCAAGUGUCUUACCGCGAACGCGAAAGUGUUGGUGACAUAAGCAGUCCCUUUUAUGGACAUAGCAUUUACUCUCGCCGCACAACGAACUCCAUUUACCUACCUGGGAUUAAUUCGGCUACAGUGAUUGGCACAGAUGGCAAGCCAGUGAAGAAUGCUUCUUAUGAAAAUGAAGCCGCCGUUAUGGAAGUCGAGGUAAAAAGAGGUUCACCACCAACAGAAAAGGGUCAGAAGGAUACCAUGGUUAGCGAGAAAAUGGCCAAAUUGGAAUCAACUUUCGACAACAGCGGCUACGAGAGGGGAGAGAGGUCUGUGGACGACACCUCCCGCUCCAGCCGCACCUCCCGCUACACCACCACUACCAUCAGUACUUCUAAACAGCUGUAGAAUCAAGCACAAAGAAGCUCUCUGAAGCCCUAUACUGGCAGCGCGUGUCAUGUAAAGGCGUUUCUUUUGAAAAAAAAAAAAAAAAAACGGGCUUGGGCGAGGGACACAAUAAUGCUUCAGAAAUGGAACGGAGUUAUUGCGUAUGUGAUCCAGCUGGUUAAUGUUGUUUUUCCAACUUUAUUCCAAGUGAUUGCACUUGUUACAAUGUAUUAACAUAAGUGCACACGUAACAAAAAAAAGUAACAGUAAAGAUUAAGCAUGAUGAGCAGGUCAGACAUAUCACAUUUAGUCAACCACAAAUACAUGCAAUUAUUUACCGGUUCAGGAAUAGCCUUGCGUUACCUAUUGGAUAUAGAUCUCGAUGGGCUCCAUACCCAAUAUUGUUCACCAUGUAAUAAACCAUCACCGUGCCAAGUUUGGUGCUUUUACCACAAAACCCACAAUUCUUAUAAACCAGUGCGCGAAUCUGCUGGACUAUAAGGAAACAAGGCGCUUAAUAGAUUCGAGAUUUAGUUAUAAAGUGACGUUGGAGAUGGGUAGAUUACUUCAUGGUCGGUGAGCGCGAACGAAUUUUAUUUACGAGUUGUGAAGAAUCGGCAAACGAGCGAGUGAGCGCAGCGAACGAGUUACUGAGUUUACGAUUCUUUACCACAAGCCACAAGGAUAUUUUCGAUGAUUUGAAAAUUUAUAUUCUUUUAAACUGCAGGAUGCUGUUCUGAGUCCUGUCGUACUAUUCUUUUUUACGCCUUAACUUUUAAUGGAGUGUAUUUUUUUUUCCAUAUACCCAAUCGUACUCUUUUGGUACGCUUUGGCAGCAUAGCAGGCAAGUUUGGUCGAGCCAGGGUUCGUAUUUUGGCGAGACGUAGUCGAUCCAAAUCAUCCAUUGAGAGACCAAAUGAGUCUGAUAUGCAGCCGAAGCGUACCAAAAAGGUGCGAUUAGGUAUUUACCGUACCCAAAUUCGGCCAGGUGACCAUGACCUCGUGACUAUACCAGGUCAGUGACUCGAUAUCGCAGGAUAUCCCGACAGUAUACACAGCUUAUGAUUGGCUAAUUGAGAAUUUGGGAACGGUAACAGCACACUCAAGCGCCCAUACACGAGGCUUGUAGUAAACACCGGAUCAAUCGGUUAAGACAUAUGGCUGUAUAUUCCAGAUUAAACGUACCCGUAUUGCUUAAAAAUUCA
This is a messenger RNA of Orbicella faveolata, 2782 nucleotides long. RefSeq lists its product as uncharacterized. NCBI's taxonomy places the organism in Eukaryota, Metazoa, Cnidaria, Anthozoa, Scleractinia, Merulinidae. The record is from RefSeq and is a predicted model, not a curated record.